AUGUCAUCUGAGCGAAAUACACUGCGUUAUGUUCUUUGUCACAAGAAAGCACUCGAGCCAAGUUUAUCUGACAUCCCAGCGCAUUUUUUGGGCAGAUUCCUAUUUACAGGCGAUCUAAUCAGCACAAUGGAGAUAUCGAAAUCAUUGCGGAAGCUGCUAGAAAGCAUCCCUGGAGUAAGCUCAAUCUUCCUCACAGACCGUGAUGGCGUAAUUGUCCUGAGCGUGGGUGAAGAGUUACGUUCCAGAGCCUCAUUGAUAUCAAGUUUGCAAGCGACGCAAGAUCAAACGGGAAAGCUUGUGAUGGGAGCUCAUCACGCCUCAGCUUUCUUCUACGAAAAUAGUCAACUGAUUAUCCUGAAUGUCCCACCGCUAACAGCAUUUGUUGUUGCUUCACCGUCAGCAAAUACUGGAAUGCUACUCAAAUUACGAGAACAAUUAACACCUCUUGUGCAAGAAGUUGAGGGUAUUGUACCCGAAAUACCAAGCUGCAAUAAAUCGAAUUAGUUGGGCAACAAGCGCUGUCCUUUGGCACAUCGAACUCCAUCAUAAGCUGAAUCUGGUAUUCGAUCAAAGCUGCCUUCAGUAAUCUGCUUCGUUAUCUUCGUGGAAGUUUGUAAUGAUUUGAAUAUUACGAAGCUUUGAUACUAUACAUCUGUGUUUUGAGCUAUUAUUUCUGUUUUUGUGGCUUUCUUGGUUAUUUGCUCUCAUCCGACACUGUUGACAUUCAUUUUGUUAAGUUUAGCAGUAGGCUAGCGAACCCGAAUGCUUACCUGUACGAGUCCAUUUAUAGAAAUGUAUGUAGUUUUGUUAAUACCUUUGCUUCGGGAAUGCUCAGUCAGCGAUUUUUCAAAGAAAUCUUCGG
This is a messenger RNA of Cylicocyclus nassatus, 862 nucleotides long. The record is from the annotation of a GenBank genome assembly. Lineage: Eukaryota; Metazoa; Nematoda; Chromadorea; Rhabditida; Strongylidae.